AUGGCGUCGUUGUCGAGCUUACUACCCGCUCCUGUACAGCAGGUUUGGGAUAGAGAUGAUGAACAAAAAGCUAAACGUGUUGGUAGUGCGCUAGUUGUAUCGCAAACAAGUGUACCGCCGUAUGGACAGAGGAAAGGAUGGGUUCCUCGAGCCGAGGAAGAUUUUGGAGAUGGAGGUGCCUUUCCCGAGAUUCAUGUGGCUCAAUACCCUUUGGGUAUGGGAGCACGAGGCAAGGAAAGCACAUCAAAUGCCCUUGCUGUACAGUUAGAUGAAUCUGGCAGAGUUAAAUAUUCAGCAAUUGCUAGACAAGGUCAUGGUGCAGAUAAGAUAAUCUAUUCAAAACUAACAGAUCUCCUACCAGCAGAGGUCUUAGCAGAAGAUGAUCCAACACUACAGAAACCAACAGAAGAUGAUAUUCAAGACAUUACAGAGAAAACUAAAUUAGCCUUAGAGAAAUUGACCAAUGCUAAAAUAUCUGCUGCUAUGCCAGUCAAAGCUGCACCAAAAGCCGCUCCAGCGCAGUACAUUAGAUACACUCCCGCGCAACAAGGAGAUGCGUUUAAUUCGGGUGCAAAGCAGAGAGUAAUCAGGAUGGUUGAAGCUCAAGUGGAUCCCAUGGAGCCUCCCCGCUUCCAGAUCAACAGAAAGAUCCCACGGGCGGCGCCCUCACCCCCGGCCCCUGUAUUACAUUCACCACCCAGAAGGGUCUCUGUUAAACAGCAAAGGGACUGGAAGGUGCCCCCUUGCGUUAGCCAUUGGAAAAACGCUAAAGGUUAUACAAUACCGCUGGACAAGCGUCUAGCGGCCGAUGGUCGCGGUCUACAACAAGUGCACAUAAAUGAGAACUUCUCUAAAUUAGCCGAAGCUUUGUAUAUUGCUGACAGAAAAGCUCGCGAGGCAGUUGAAGCACGAGCACAAUUGGAGAGAAGAUUAGCACAAAGAGAGAAGGAGAAGAAAGAAGAACACUUGAGAAUGCUGGCGCAGAGAGCUAGAGAUCACAGAGCUGGUAUAAGGGCGCCUGAAGAGGACAGUGAGACAAUGGGCGGCGAACCAGAUGGAGAAUCAGCGGAACGUGAUAAACUAAGAGCAGAAAGGCACAAAGAGAGGCAGAGAGAUAGAAACUUGGCUCGUGCUGCACCUGAUAAGCGCUCGAAAUUGGUGAAGGAACGGGAACGUGAUAUAUCUGAGCAAAUAGCACUUGGAAUGCCGGCCAAAGCGAACCAGGGGGCAGAAGCCAUGUUCGAUCAACGCCUGUUCAACAAUUCUAAAGGGAUGGAUAGCGGUUACGGUGACGAUGAAGCAUACAACGUAUACGACAAGGCCUGGCGUUCCGGUGACGCGGUCGCGUCGCACAUCUAUAGGCCGUCGCGCAACGCCGACUCGGAUAACUAUGGCGGCGAUUUGGAGACCAUCGCUAAUACUAGACGGUUCGUCGCGGAUAAAGAGUUCGCUGGAACAAGUAGUAGCAACACGCGCUCCGGACCCGUUCAGUUUGAGAAAAACCCGUCUCGGGCUGAACCACCCAGCCGCGGGAACCAACCAGAAGCUGACUUCGAUCCGUUCGGUUUGGAUCGGUUCUUGAGCGAAGCCAAGCGGGCCGACAAGAGCUCGAGGAAGAGCCAUCACGAGCCACACGCCAAGAAACGACGGGAAUGA
Leptosia nina is the source of this 1656-nucleotide messenger RNA. NCBI's taxonomy places the organism in Eukaryota, Metazoa, Arthropoda, Insecta, Lepidoptera, Pieridae. The record is from the annotation of a GenBank genome assembly.